UGGGGGAGGAGCAGGAUUAUAAAGGUCUUGGCUCAUCAGGCUGAAGUGGUUUCUGUAUCAGGAUCUGGUUCAUGAUGCAUCUCCUUCAUCUUCUGCUCGUCUUCAUCGUAUCAGGUGGAGCUCUCUGCAGCAUUCCCAUCUUCACCAAAAAUGAAGGAGAACAUUUGUCUUUCGGAUGCUUCUUUAAUUCUUCUGAGAGCAAUAAGUUGUUCAUCAGGAGGGGGGCCGGGGGGGAACAGCUGCUCCUGGAGACCGGCGGCCUCACAGCUGAGAGCGGCAAAUACAGCAUCAACUACGACUCAGAUAUCAACCUGUUCUAUGUGAAGAUAGAACAGCUGGACCGGUCGGACUCUGGACGGUACCGCUGCGGUCUGGGCAACGCUGCGUCUCCAGAUCCACUACGAGAGUUUGAACUCAGAGUCACAGAUGUGAUGUGUGAUGCAAACUCCACUCUCAGCUCAGGAGUCAGUGUUUGUAGUGAAGCUGUGAGUUUCAAAGUCAGAUGCUCUUUUCCUUCCGCUGGACUCUUCCCUCUGUUCUUCUGUAAGGACUCAUGUAGGAAACAGGACGUUCUGAUUGAGACCAGUCAGAGCACAGCUGAGAGAGGCAGAUACCGGAUCGACUACGACAAGAACGGAGUGUUUUAUGUGACGAUUGCAACCCUGACCAAGUCUGACUCCGGUCUGUACAGCUGUGGAGUCGACAGAACAUCUGCUUCCAAUCCAUGUCUGAGGUUUGAGCUCAGAGUCACAGAUGCCAAUCAGCCGCUCUCCAGUCCAGGGAUGUGCAUGCCUGCCACAGCCCCCCCACCCGUCAGCACCCUUCCUGCCACAGCUCCCCCACCCGUCAGCACCCUUCCUGCCACAGCCCCCCCACCCGUCAGCACCCUGCCUGCAGCUCCUCACACGGCUGCUCAACACUCUGACACUCAGCAGCAGAGUCAGACAACAGGUUUCCUCCUUCCUCUGGUUGGGUUCCUGCUGGUGCUGCUGGUGCUGGUGGCUGGAUCUCUGCUGCUCUACAGGAAGACAAGAAGACACUCCUGUGAAGUGAACGCUGCAGAGUCCAACAGUGAAAGUAUAGAGUGUGCCACAUUUCAACCUGCAGCAGAUCCUCAGCAGGGCCCAGUCUGAAGAUAAUGACAUCAUCAUCAUCAUCAUCAUCAGUGUUUCCUGUUUUAAGCGUUGUGGCGCCAUCUGCUGGUUCAAUGAGAACAACUCUGCUUCAUCAUCAUCAUCAUUAAAUAUUAAAUAAAUAAUAAAUGAAAUUAAAUAAACAUGAA
Scomber scombrus (Atlantic mackerel) is the source of this 1282-nucleotide messenger RNA. RefSeq names its product polymeric immunoglobulin receptor-like. NCBI's taxonomy places the organism in Eukaryota, Metazoa, Chordata, Actinopteri, Scombriformes, Scombridae. The record is from RefSeq and is a predicted model, not a curated record. The transcript is spliced from 8 exons. The coding region runs from base 72 to 1133 and encodes 353 amino acids.